GCGGCUCAACGUGAUGUUAUUUCAAUAAUAUAAUUUAUGAUUCAGCCUUUUAGUGUCCGUAUUCUAUCCAGAUUGCAGUUUAAAAUAUCCGAAAUUUUAUCCUGGAAAAUUGGUGAAAAACGAAAUUGACGCCUUCCGCACCGGCCGCCAUGGCAUCAUUUGCGAUUGAAAAUGGCAGGAGAGAACGUAAGUUUCGCCUAGAACUUCUUUUUUUUCUGUUUAAUCCUGUCUUAAUUUUAUCUAGGAACAUGCCUAAUGUUGUGAAAUGUUCUGUUCAUGGAUGUCCAAACACCAAUAAGACGCAUCACCUCCACAAGUUUCCUCAAAACGACGUAAACAGGUGUUUGAAAUGGGUUCGACUGUCUGGAAAUCCGAAGCUUCUCAAUGUUCCAUUGAAGGAUAUGCACAAGAAGAAAAUAUGCAAAGAUCAUUUCUCCCGUAGAAUGUUUUGGAACAACACCCUGAAAACCCUGAAUAGGGAUGCAGAGCCUGACAUCCUCCGUAAUGUGACACCCCUCACUACAGACCAGCUGAUGGCUGCGAGUGAAAUUUUGGGUAAGUCCUUCCAAGUAACUUUUUUAUGAAGAUAAUCACCCUGAAAUAUUCUAAUGAGAUGAAAAGUUUCUCUCCUAGGUGACCGCUGUAGGAGC
Messenger RNA from Thrips palmi, 650 nucleotides. RefSeq lists its product as uncharacterized. NCBI's taxonomy places the organism in Eukaryota, Metazoa, Arthropoda, Insecta, Thysanoptera, Thripidae. The transcript has 2 exons. Bases 150 to 584 code for a protein of 144 amino acids. The record is from RefSeq and is a predicted model, not a curated record.